GUGGAAACGAGCCAGCCGACAGGCCUGUCCUCAAGACAAGAAGUCGUCCGAAGUAAGUGCGGCUGAAUUCACGGCCGGUGCAAGGUAGGGAGACCUGUUGAUUGGCGAAGGAGUCCAGUACUUCGACGUCCAUCCUCUCUGCCAGCCUCGCGACACGUCAGCUUCCCUUCACUUACCCCAAUCUAGCCACCCCUCUCGAGGUGCCGGACAUGGCCCAACGGUAGGUACUUUGUAGCCCUUCGAGCUUGCUUCUGCCGUCUCUGCUUCUCCAUUUCCCCAAGUCUCUCCUUUCUCUCCUGGACGCAACACGUGUAGUGUCUAUUCAUACAACUUUGUUUCACAGCCGUGGCACUAUUAAACUGUGAGCCGUGAACCGUGACGACAUCGGGGUAACACAACAUUCAACAUCGACGGACACAGCAGCAAUAAACAAUUCCCACAAUGGACGUUGUCAACCUCGAUCGAUGCCCACCCUAUGCCUCCUUCUUCGGAGCCCUGGGCUGCGCCUGCUCCAUCAUCUUCACCGUCUUCGGCGCAAGCUAUGGCACCGCCAAGUCAGCCGGCGCCAUCUUUUCCUCGGGCGUGAUCCGGCCGGACAGGCUCAUGCAGAACACGCUAUGCGCCAUCAUGGCCCAGAUCAUAUCCAUCUACGGCCUGGUCGCAGCCGUGAUCAUCUCCAACAACCUCGUCGAAAAGAUGGCGCUGCACACAGCCUUCUUGCAGCUCGGCGCGGGCCUGGCGGUGGGCCUGUGCGGGUUGGCGGCCGGGUUCGCCAUCGGUAUUAUUGGCGAUGCGGGCGUCCGCGCCAGCACGCAGCAGCCGCGACUGUACGUCGGCAUGGUGCUCAUCCUCAUUUUCGCCGAGGUUCUGGGCUUGUACGGUGUGAUUGUGUCGAUCCUGAUGCUGACCAAGUCGACGCUGGGCGUGACCGAGUGCCCCUAUUAACUUAGACAGUUGAGGGUAGGUGGUCAAGGGGGGGGUAGGGGGCUGGG
This is a messenger RNA of Chaetomium fimeti, 992 nucleotides long. RefSeq names its product V-ATPase proteolipid subunit C-like domain-containing protein. NCBI's taxonomy places the organism in Eukaryota, Fungi, Ascomycota, Sordariomycetes, Sordariales, Chaetomiaceae. Bases 442 to 945 code for a protein of 167 amino acids. Gene Ontology annotation, biological process: proton transmembrane transport. The transcript has 5 exons. Gene Ontology annotation, molecular function: proton-transporting ATPase activity, rotational mechanism. The record is from RefSeq and is a predicted model, not a curated record. Gene Ontology annotation, cellular component: proton-transporting V-type ATPase, V0 domain; membrane.